This is a messenger RNA of Symbiodinium sp. CCMP2456, 1710 nucleotides long. The record is from the annotation of a GenBank genome assembly. Lineage: Eukaryota; Dinophyceae; Suessiales; Symbiodiniaceae.
AUGGGCAACGACCAGAGCUGCUGCCGGCAGCAGGCAGAACCAGAGAAGGAGACCGUCAAAGUCCAGGCGGUCGUCAGUGAGCAGGAAGAUGAUGACGUCGGAUGCUUCGACAUACAGAAAGGGCCAGUGGACCCACGAGUGGACCCAAUGAGUUGGGAGGAGCCAGGUGGGCAAGCGGAAGCUGGCAAGGUCCGGCACGAGAUGUCCUUGGAGGGCAACAGGCGGUCGUCCUCUGCGCUAAGUCUCAGCCUUGACCCCGAGCUGCUGCGGAGCGUCCGGCUCAGAUCGACCCUGAAAGGUGGCGGUCGCCUCUGGCGAAGCUCCCCCAUGGACCUGCAGAAGGAGCAGAGACUCCAACUCUGGGAGCAAUCCGAGCCUACAGAAGAGAUCGACGUCUUCUUCUCGCACACCUGGCAGACGGCCGGGCACUGGAAGUACUUGGCUCUGCUCUUUGAGACUGGGAGUUCCUGCUCCCUGGCAGCCUGGGCCAUGGUGAGCUCAACGAUGACGCUGCUCUGCUCUGUGGGAGUCGUCCCUUUGCCUUUUGGGCCCAUCACCCGGGUCUUAAAAUUCGAGGCCGUGACCCCGAUGGGUCCCUGGAUUAUCCUUUCUGGCAUGGUGGCUUCAAUUGUUGGGUUGAUCGUCUCGCCUCAUGCGCCUGGAUUGGUGCGGCGAGACGAGUCCUGUUUUCUGGACAAGGUCUGCAUCCAUCAGGAAGAUCCAGACUUGAUGCGCCGGGGUGUGUACGGCCUUGGGGUUUAUUUGAGAAUGUCCAAAGAGCUGCGUGUGCUUUGGAGCUCGCCGUACUUCACCAGGCUGUGGUGUGUCUUCGAGAUCGCGGCUUAUGCGGCCCUGAACUCUUCGGGAAGGGUGGUGCUGGCUCCUGUCUUCAUGGGAUGGAUGCAGGUUUUGCUGCUUCUCUGCUCCUACUUUCUUUCCGUUGUGAUGUGGCUGGUCACGAUUGCGGACACGGUCAAUCUCUCUGCGUACUUCAUCGCAAUAUCCCCUCUCUGUUUCGUCACACAUGCGCUGCGCAGGAGUUUCUAUUUGAGGCAGCUAGUGGUUGUGGAGCUGGAAAACUUUGAAUUAAAUGCUGCUGACUGUCGUGUUGCAGCAGACAGGGACUUUGUGCACGAAGCCAUCAUUGCCUGGUAUGGUAGCACGAACGCGUUUACGCAGUACGUCCGUGGAGAUCUCCGAAUGGAGCUCUUGAAGACCAUCCGAACGAAUGUGCCGAGAAUCUACGUCGCAUUGCUAGCUACUGCACCGUUAAGCGCAAGCCUCGAGGGCUUUGUCGGACUCUGUCGAGCAGGGGCUCCGUGGAGGUCCUUGCUGUCAUAUGUGGUGGGCCACACGCUGGGUAUUCAUCUUUUUUGGUGGUGCCUGAGCAUCCGAUUUUUAUUCUACCUGUGUAACCUGCAUCGAUGGACGUGUUCCAGCAGAUGGGUCUUCGUGGACUACCUGCAGACGCUGCUAGUAUUCCUGGCUUUCAGUGUUUUCUAUUGUUCGGGAGGAAUGAUUGGAUAUCUGAGCUACUCGACCAACCUGGGUGCUGCCACAGCUUUUGCCAGCGUGGCUUUGUUCUUGAACCUCAACUCAGUGCAAUCUUUCUCUGGUUGCCUGCACGGCUGCCUUCCUAGAAGGAUCUCAAGCCGCCUGUCCACUGUUCUUCCCCCUCCUCCGCGGCCAUUGAACAGCGUGAGCUCGUAG